Molecule: messenger RNA, 649 nt
Organism: Aplosporella prunicola CBS 121167
Lineage: Eukaryota; Fungi; Ascomycota; Dothideomycetes; Botryosphaeriales; Aplosporellaceae
Exons: 3
Coding region: 28-339 (103 amino acids)
Biological process (GO): protein targeting to ER
Cellular component (GO): signal peptidase complex; endoplasmic reticulum membrane
Source: RefSeq, a predicted model, not a curated record
CGCAACAUACCACUACCACCUGCACCCAUGGCCGACGAAUUGCUGGAUAAGGCCCGCGACCUGCUCGAGGGCCAGAUUGACUUUGAUGGUCAGCGCCUUGCCGAACUGCUCACGACCGCGCUGCUGUCUACCGCCGGCAUUGUCGCCUUCUUCGUCGGUUACGCGACCCAAAACAUCGUGCUGUCGCUCUACAUUGUCCUUGGUGGUGCCGCACUCACCUUUUUCGUCGUCGUCCCUCCAUGGCCUUUCCUCAACAAGGACCCCAUAACCUGGCUCCCGCCCCAGUCGAGUGGCACACGCGGAGUUGAGAUUGAGGUGGAUGGGGACAAGGUCACUUGAAGUCGCGGCAUUUCACCAGGCGCAAACGGGGGUUCUUGCAUGAAUUGGUUUGAAGUGAUACUUCGGGGAGUCGAUCGCUGCCCUGCUCACUGGGCUGGUAGAGGAAGAUUGCGGUGAGAGAUGCUGUUGUACAUGGUGGCACGGCUGUUUACCCGGUCGUCGUGCAUGUUAUCGUUUGUGAUUCCCAGCGAGCAUACCUAGGCCCUACUAGGCGACAGUGGAUUCAGAGGUAGGCGGGAAAAUGGUGGUGGUAGUCUGAUCCAUUUUCCAUCCGAUAUAAGGCUCCGUCAGCCGUCAAGCGUCAACCGUC